CGGAGGCUGCGAAACCGAGCGGCCGGAAUUCGCGGAUCAGAGUGGUCGGAUCUCUCGCUUCAGAUCUACGCUCGGCGCGAAGACAGAGGUGUCCCCGCGGUUUUCCAUGAAAAUCGAGCGACGACUCGCGGGAACCGUCCGUUCGACGCUGGCCCACGGUACGGCCGCACGAGGUUGCCUCGAUCAGGACGUGGAACAGAAUGGUGGUGCCGCGGUCGCGUCCUGGCCAUCGGUGACGACGAGCACCGGUCCGCAGAGCAACCGAUCUAGCCAGGAGCGCGGAGUGCACGUGCUGCGACAUGACCGCUUCCUCGAGCUUCGGGAUCAGCGUGGUCGUCUAGCUGCUCCUCGGUGCUCGACACCGGCGUCGGCCGGCUCCAGUUAACAGAGACAGAGUCGCAGACCGGGAACAGCAGCAGCAGCAGCAGUAGCAACAGCAGCAGCAGCAACAGCAGCAUCGUUCACGAGAAGAAGCCGGAGAGAGAGAGAGAGGCUUAGACAAUCGCAACGCCCGCGCUGGUGCAUGACUCGCUAAAGCAAUCGCUCGCUUAUUUUUUAUUGUUCUUCAUCCGCAGACGGCAUAGCCUGGAUUAGAGGACGCGCGCGCGAACAGUGGACCGGGCACGAUCGCGUUAUUCUGAACAGUGAGCAAGCACGGCCGGAUUAUAGUGAUAUCGCGGAACGUUUUUGCCGGUUAGACCGUUCGAGGCGAGAGCAAGGGUGAUGGUGAUUGGACUCGUAUGCCGGCGUGGUUCACAGCAGAGUAAGCUACCGCGAAGGACACAUGUCCCGUGGAGGGUGUCGGGCCGUUUCCACUGCACCGGGUGUCGUCUGGCUGGACCGGUGACUGUCCGCGAUCUCCAUCGGACCACGAGGCUGCCCGAGGAGGAGCUGCUGGCGCGUGGUGGGAAGAACCAGCCACGACGGGGCCCGGCGCCGGGGCACGAACAAGGCCCCCGGUGCAGGGAAGAAGCCAGGCGGAGGGGGAACCCGGGCCCGGCGUAGCAGCAACGGCCCUGAAACUACAGGGGAACCUAGCUACCCCCUUGCACAGGGGGGACACCAGGCGGAGACCUCGCCGACGACGGCGACGGAAAAAGAAGCGACGGAGGUGCGGCACAACUUCGUUAGCAGGGUGGACAGAGGAACGGAGCGUGUCUGGAGCGGCUUGGCGCUUUGAACGAAGGUACCACACCGAAGAAGACGUAGAACUCUGAUUACCAUCUCUUCCCUCCCCCCCUCCCCCUCGUGUACAAGUUAAAACCUCGUCCCUCCCCUCAAGCCAGCGGCUUGAUAACGUACGGUUCUUUAGUGCUCCAGUUAACCGGUUGUUUCUUUCUGAUUUGGUGAGCCCGUAAGUGUGAUAACGUCGAGGAAUCGACAGCGAGCAACAAGGAAAUUGAAUUCAAUGAUACACUAGUGUUUACACAGUGAUGGUGGUGUGAUAAAAUAUAGUGCGCGUGUCCGAGAGAGCGAGAGGGUGAGAGCGAGAGCGAGAAAGAAAGAAAGAAAGAAAGAGAGAAAGAGAAAGAGAGAGAGAGAGUGAGAGUGAGUGAGUAAAAGAAAGAGAGAAAGAACGCGAGAAAGAGAGCGUGUUCGGAGUCGCCCUGGAAGUGAAUAUAAAAAUAUACAUAGUACAUGUAAAAAUAAUAAUACAUUUCGAAACGUGUGUGUCCGUAACCGAGGAACAAGGUGUAUAGAAUCAGCGGGAAACGAAGACGAAGACGAAGACGAAGAAGACGGGAAAAGUGUGCAGAACAAAGGGGGAAAGAGAGUACAAAGUUAAAAGGGGGACAGUGGUCCGAGAGCGUCGGUGAAAAUUAGAGAUACUGGAUCAAGAACAAACCACGGAAAGCACCCAACAAGAUCGAGGUGGCAUUAGCAGGUGGGACAGGUGGGACAGUAGCAUGAGUUCGUACUUCGCGAAUUCAUACAUCCCGGACCUGCGAAAUGGCGGGGUGGAACACCCGCAUCAGCAUCAGCAGCACUACGGUGCCGCCGUCCAGGUGCCCCAGCAGACGCAGUCGGUUCAGCAGCAGUCUCAGCAAGCCGGGGACCCGUGCGACCCGAGCCUCCUCCGGCAAGCAGUGCCCGGCCACCAUUAUGGAGCCGCGGGCAGCCAGCAGGACAUGCCUUACCCGAGGUUUCCGCCGUACAAUCGGAUGGACAUGCGGAACGCGACCUACUACCAGCACCAGCAGGAGCACGGCAGCAUCGACGGCAUGGGCGGCUACAGGUCGACGUCGCCGAGCCCCGGCAUGGGACACAUGGGACACACGCCGACACCGAACGGACAUCCGUCCACUCCCAUUGUCUACGCGAGCUGCAAGCUUCAGGCGGCCGCGGUCGAUCACCAGGGUAGCGUGCUCGAUGGACCGGACAGCCCGCCGCUCGUCGAGCCGCAGAUGCACCAUCAGAUGCACUCCCAGCAUCCUCACAUGCAGCCGCAGCAGACUCAGCACCCGCAGCAGCAACCCCAACACCAGCACCUACAGACCCAGCAACAGCACAUGAUGUACCAGCAGCAACAGCCGGCGCAGGCGGCCGCGCAACAGACCCAGGCCGGCAUGCAUCCUCAGCAACAGCAGCAAGCGCAGCAACACCAAGGGGUCGUCACGUCGCCGCUUAGUCAGCAGCAGCAGGGCGCUCCUCAGGGCGCGGCCAGCGCGAACCUGCCCAGCCCGCUUUACCCGUGGAUGAGAAGUCAAUUUGAGAGGAAACGAGGCCGGCAAACGUACACCCGAUACCAAACCCUGGAGCUGGAGAAGGAGUUCCACUUCAACCGAUACCUGACCAGGCGGCGGCGCAUCGAGAUCGCGCACGCGUUGUGCCUGACGGAACGGCAAAUCAAAAUCUGGUUCCAAAACAGACGGAUGAAGUGGAAGAAGGAGAACAAGACGAAGGGCGAGCCGGGCUCCGGCGACGGGGACACGGAGAUCUCGCCGCAGACGUCGCCGCAGGGUUGAGAGAGCCCCGAGAGUGGAACUUCCAAAGAGGUCUCAUCUCUCUCAGGGUCAUUAAUACCUUGUUUCCAGCACUACCUCCUACCCGAACACCCCCCCGCGCCACAAAAAAACC
Messenger RNA from Megalopta genalis, 3078 nucleotides. RefSeq names its product homeotic protein antennapedia (gene Antp). Gene Ontology annotation, cellular component: nucleus. Gene Ontology annotation, molecular function: RNA polymerase II cis-regulatory region sequence-specific DNA binding; DNA-binding transcription factor activity, RNA polymerase II-specific. Gene Ontology annotation, biological process: anterior/posterior pattern specification; negative regulation of transcription by RNA polymerase II. The record is from RefSeq and is a predicted model, not a curated record. NCBI's taxonomy places the organism in Eukaryota, Metazoa, Arthropoda, Insecta, Hymenoptera, Halictidae.